Messenger RNA from Hippocampus zosterae (dwarf seahorse), 1932 nucleotides. RefSeq lists its product as uncharacterized. Lineage: Eukaryota; Metazoa; Chordata; Actinopteri; Syngnathiformes; Syngnathidae. The transcript is spliced from 5 exons. The record is from RefSeq and is a predicted model, not a curated record. The coding region runs from base 262 to 1224 and encodes 320 amino acids.
ACUUGAUUAACAAGCGAGGAAGACGCCCCGCUGCUUCCGCUCUGUGGCGGCCUCCCGAUUCCAACAUGUCGUUCUCCUACAGAAUCCGAUUCAUUGACAGAUGAAUGGACGACGGAAGUAAGUGUGAGUUGCAGGGCAGCUCUCUUCACAUGACCGCCUUGUGCACGUGUGUCCACACUAGUGACGGAGCGAGACAUCAGGAAGCUGAUCGAGCUUCGCGCCGCCAACGCCGCCAUCUUCACGGGACAGAGGCACUCGGCCAUGCGGGGCUGGAGGGCCAUCCGGCAGGAGCUGGGCCUCGAGGGGAUGGUGUCGGCGCGCCAGCUAAAGAAGAAGUGGGACAACCUGAAGGAGAAGUACCGGGUUCUGAAGCACCCUCCGGCAGGGAUGGAGCGGCCGGGGCGACCCUCGUGGCGCUGGUUCCAGCUGAUGGACGAGGCGGCGAGCGGGCAUCUGGCCGCUAGCGGCAAACUGCUGGAGCCGUCGUCGCUGGACGACGCCGCCGACGACAAUACCGCGCCUCACUUCACCUUCGGCGACUUGGCGGCGCACGCGGCCUCGAUCGGCUCGGACGAAGAAGCGGAGGCGUGCGGCGAGGUUGUAGUCGCGGCUCCGCAGAACGUGUUGAGCGCGGACGUCUCGGAGGCGAGCGGCGACGGUAAGACGGAAGUGCCGCCGGACGCCGGCAGCCAGCUUCUGCCCCAUGACGUGGCGCUGUACGCCACGCUGCUGCCCGAGGGCCUCGCCGCGGACGACGCAGAAGCGCCGGCCUGCGGCAGCCCCGCCGAACGUGACAGGCGGGACCUGGGCCCGCGCUCCAAAGGUCUGGAGCAGGAGCGGGCGGCGCUGGAGCAGGAUCGGGCGGCGCUGGAGCGAGAGAGGGCACUUUUGGAGCGGGACCGGGCGGCGCUGGAGCGGGACCGAGUGUGUCUGGAUCGAGACCGGGCCUUUCUGGAUAGGGACCGGGCUUUCCUGGAGCGGGACCGGGCACUUCUGGAUCGGGCCCGGGAAGAGGCGGCCCGGUCCGGGUCACUGCUUGCAAAUGCCGAGGAAAUGGCAGAGAACCAGCGCGCGGCCGACGGAGAUGGCGAGCCGCCCGCUAAGGAAGGGGUGGAGCCGACCAGGUUUUGCCAGAACUUGAUGGCGUUCGAUGUCGGACUCGAGCAGCUGGAGAGCACGCAGAGACUUGUGUCCUUGUUUGGCAGGCUGGUUGACAAACUCUAGAACUCUCGUAAAAUUGCACUGGGAUCCCUCCCUGGUGUGUGCGGUUACAACCGUGUCUAAAAUGGCAGCAUUUUUGUUAAACGUUGUAUCGGAAAACAUUGAAAACUGCCACAUUGAGUUACUUGAACAUUGGAAUUAUUACUCUGGAUUAAAUUUUUAUUUUUUUUGUGUUUUUUGGUGUGUUUUUGUCUUUUUGACUAGCAUCACAAAAUUUGGGAUGCACCCAAAUGCCCGAUGAGCCACGUUUCAAGCAUCUUUAAUGGAAUUAUGGUCCAAAAGGUAAACAUCUAUUUGGCAUAAGCCCUUCAAAAUAAAUUUAAAAAGUGAACAUGACACCACUUGCUCGAAAAGAAAUGGAUACGAGACUUUUCCUUUGUCAUGUAUCUUUUUACUAAUCGACAGAUGUCACUUACACAAAAUGAGAAUCUCCAAAUUCCUUCCGCGUUUUCCAAUAUUCCUUCUUGAAUAUGAACUUUACUUUGAAAGGACCAAACAAGAAGUAACUGUAUGCUAGAAUACUUCGGUGGCUAGACCUUGACUGAAAAGAAAUCUGCUGUGCCGUAGUGAUGUGUCGGUCGCGAACGAGCCGGCUCCCAGAGCUAAAAACUUUACCUGGAUGCUGCUUUUUUUUCAUUGUUUUACAAAUGUUAAUUUAUAAUUUGUUGUGUGGUAUUCAAAGCUUACUUAUAUUUUACUGUAAAUAGUUAA